GCAUCACAUAGUUACAACACGCAACGCAACAGAAUCAAUACGACUGGUAGGUAGCGGAACUCUGCACUGUGUACUUUCUCCAUUCAUUCGAAUAAAAGCUCGCAGAAUCGUGAUCUGCGAUUGAUUCUGUUGCAUAAUGAACAUCACCGAUUCUUAAUGCUUUGUGAACAUGAAGGAAAAGAAUACUAGCUCUGUUCUCAAACGUAUUUUAGUGAAUUGUGCAUCUCAGGCGAAAGCAUACGGGAGUUGUGUUGCAGCUAAGGUUCCAGAUAUUGAACGUGAUAUGUGUGUAACGGAGUUUCUGGCAUUAAAAAGUUGUAUGCAAAAUACGCUCAAAAAGAAGGUUUAAGUGAAUGUCCAUCUGCUUUCUGGGCCAUUGAACACGCACAGAAAAAGUUUGAUGGUUAUACAGAUUUCUAAUUACCAGUCUAAAGAGGAGUGUCGUAAAGCUUUUGAAGGCAAAGUUUAUUUUAUACCCCAGCUAUUUAUUGUGUAAACAAGAAGCAGAAAUAUGUCUAGAAAAGCAACAACCUCAAAGCCUACUAUAGGUCUGAGAGGAUCUGAUGGUCUCUCACAUGCUUACAUUCAGUAUCCACCGCUUCGGUGUAAUGUUCCUGAAUCAGGGGGGUUAUUUUAUGACGAUGGAAAUAAGUUACUACUCUCCCCAGCAGCUGACCAGGUCUUUUCAUGGAAAGUCGGUAUCUUUGAUCCUCUCACUGGUCCGACCACCGACUCAAUAAGUGAAGGCCCUAUUAUAGCUAUUCGGUAUUCUUUAGACACAAAGGUCAUAGCCAUCCAGCGAUCAGGCCAGGAGAUACAGUUUUGGGAUAGAGAAACUGCGGAAACGUUUAGCCAUAAGUGCAAGCCAGAAUCAGAAAGUAUACUUGGAUUUUUUUGGACAGACAGUCGACAGUGUGACAUUGUUAUUGUUAAGACCAAUGGUCUAGACUUGUGUGCAUAUAAAUCAGAGUCAAAAUCACUCCAAUUGGUGGAAACAAAGAAACUGAAUGUUAGUUGGUAUGUUUAUACACAUGAAAGCCGCUUGGUUCUUCUUGCAUCUGGAAUGCAGUGCAAGACAUUCCAUGGAUUUCAGAUUUCAUCUGCAGAUAUUGUACGCUUACCAAGGUUUGAGAUGGUUAUGGCCAAAUCUGAGGCAAAUAGUAAGCCCGUUUUAGCAGCUGAAGACAUCUUCAUUGUCACUGUUUAUGGUAGGAUAUACUGCUUGCAAGUCGAUAGAGUUGCAAUGCUACUCCAUUCCUAUAGGCUAUAUCGUGAUGCAGUGAUACAACAGGGAUCUUUACCAAUUUAUUCCAGCAGGAUUGCUGGGAGUGUGGUCGACAAUGUACUUCUUAUUCAUCAAGUUGAUGCAAAGGUUGUCAUACUUUAUGAUCUCUUUGCAGAUUCUCGAGCACCAAUAUCCGCACCACUUCCUUUAUUGUUAAGGGGUUUCCCCAGGUCCAGUAGCUCAUCUCAAUUUAGUGGCAGAGAAAGUGAAAGUUCAGAUGGUAAUGUUGCGAGUAGCCAUGAAGCAGUUACAUAUGCUGAUUCAUGGAUUUUCCUGGUGCCUGACCUCGUAUGCGAUGUGGCCAAUAAGCUAUUAUGGAAAUUCAAUUUAGACUUAGAAGCAAUUUCCGCCAGCAACUCAGAUGUACCAUCAAUAUUAGACUUCCUGCAGCGGCGUAAGUUAGAGGCUAACAAGGCUAAACAAUUGUGCUUGGGUAUAACACAGACACUUAUUCUAGAGCGCAGACCUGUGCCUGUGGUUGCCAAGGCUAUAAAUGUACUAGUCUCCUCGUACUCCCAUUCAAUUAAAACUUGUAGCUAUCUGAAGGGGCUGAAACCAGAGAUGCCAUUAAAUUCUGGUGCACAAAAUUCUGACGCUGAUGUAUCUACUAUAGAAAGAGAUGCAAUUGGGAAAUCGAUCAUACACGAAUCUACCGCCAGAGUCGACAGCGAAACUUUGGACUCUGAGGAUGAAUCACAUUUUACAAAUCUUGAACAUAAUUCAAAGGAAGCCUAUGUUGGUGGUAGUGUAAACAAUGAGAACUCCCCAAGUAAUGAAGCUCAUAGUUCUUAUGUUAUGCAAUCAUCUUUACUGUCUGUGCAAGAGGAAUCCCAACUUACUUCAGCAGCAAUCUCACCCGAUGAGAUGUACAACUUUGUCUUUUCGCCUGUUGAUGAAGAGAUGGUGGGAGACCCUUCUUACUUGGUUGCUAUAAUUAUUGAGUUUCUUCACAGUGCAAAUUUGGAAAAGAUUCGUGUGCUCCCAAAUCUAUAUGUAUUGAUAAUUCAACUUCUGGUGCGGAAUGAACGCUAUGCUGAAUUGGGGUUGUUUGUCGUAAAUAAGAUUUUGGAGCCCUCUAAGGAAGUUGCAUUGCAGCUCCUAGAGUCUGGUCGUCAGAAUACCCAAACUAGAAAGCUUGGUCUGGAUAUGCUGAGACAGCUUGGUUUACAUAAUGAUUAUGUAGUGUUGCUAGUGCAAGAUGGAUACUACCUUGAAGCCUUGCGAUAUGCACGGAAGUAUAAGGUGGAUACCAUCCGACCAUCGUUGUUCUUAGAAGCAGCUUUUGUAUCCAAUGACUCCCAACAUCUUGCAGCAGUUCUAAGAUUCUUUACAGAUUUUCUGCCUGGCUUCAAAAACACCGCAGAGCAUAAUAGGUACCAUCGCAUACUGAAUGAGAUGAACUCUUCCAUGACUGCUUGAGAGGUCUUGCAAGAAAAGAAAAAAAAAAGAGAGAAAUUUAGUCAUCGUCAGGAGUAAACCCUUGUUCAAGCGGGGCUAUCUCAUUGUGACAUCCGAUAUAUCCUUUAUUCUACAUGUUGUAUGUUAAAUAAAUAUCUCUCUUCCUAGCAAUUUUAGUUUUAGCAGAUAUUGUGAUCUAAAUGAAAUUUUCUCGGAAGAAAAUUUUACUUAGCUUGAGCUAGCUUGUGGAUGAAUUGCCUGGGUUGUUGUCCUUCAAAAUUCAUCAUGCUCUGUAGUUGCUAUUUACUUGCAUUAUAUUCAUUUUUAUAAAAUAUAAAUAGGGAACUAAAACAAGAAUGAAAAAACAUCUUAUUCUUGAACGCGUUAAA
Medicago truncatula (barrel medic) is the source of this 3072-nucleotide messenger RNA. RefSeq names its product regulator of MON1-CCZ1 complex. NCBI's taxonomy places the organism in Eukaryota, Viridiplantae, Streptophyta, Magnoliopsida, Fabales, Fabaceae. The record is from RefSeq and is a predicted model, not a curated record. Gene Ontology annotation, cellular component: Mon1-Ccz1 complex; late endosome membrane; lysosomal membrane. Bases 512 to 2704 code for a protein of 730 amino acids. The transcript is spliced from 15 exons. Gene Ontology annotation, biological process: regulation of autophagy.